UGAAUAGUUAACCGCGGGAUUACAGUUGUUAACGUUGCACAUCUAUGUCUCGCUCAUCGAAAGAAGAUUGGGUUUGUAGUGAUCCAAAAUGUAAAAAUGUGAAUUUUGCUAAAAGGGACAAGUGCAACCGUUGUGACAAGCCUAGGAAGUUUGUGGCUUCAGGUAAUGCUGGUUUAGAGGUCGGGAAACAGCUAGCUGAAAAAAGCAAAGGUCUUUUCAGUCCAGAUGAUUGGAUUUGUAAGACAUGUGGAAAUAUCAACUGGGCACGUCGAAGUACUUGCAACGUGUGCAAUGGAUCGAAGGUCGACAUACAAGGCGAAAGAACAGGUUAUGGUGGAGGGUUUAUGGAGCGUGAUGAAGUAGUAGAGUACAGAGAACGCAGAGACUCAGAUGAUGAGUUUGAUGAAUUCGGUCGUAAAAAGAAAAGCUUUCGAAAAAAUCAGAGUGAACAAUCUAGCAACCAUGACUCGUCCAAUUUGGGUAACAAUUCUGUUACACGAGUUCAUGAUAAAGAUGAUGAGGACGAAAAUGGCAAUAAUAAAGGUGAUGACAGUGAAGAUGAAGAUUCUGGUGAUGAUGCUGAUCUCUCAAAGUAUGAUAUUUGGGGGGCAGAAAACAACGAUUCGGAUGAUGAGUUAUCAAAUCAACGAAAACCUGCAUCUUCACAAGAAGCUGCAAAAAACAAGUCACGAAGUCAUAGCCACUCAUCUUCUUCGGAUUCAGACUCUGAUUCUUCCUCAUCUUCUAGCCAGACCUCACAUUCAUCACACUCUGACUCAUCAUCAAGGUAUUUUGAAUUUUAAAUAUUUUAUAUUUACGGAAGUCAAUUUAUGUACUCAGGUUAAUAUGUUUUGGCCAAUUAGUUUUCUAUCAUUUUAUUCAUUGGUAUUUUUACUAUGUAUGAAUCGAAGAACUUUGGACAUAUUUCAAAAGCUGUUUACUGAUAUCGUAUAAUAUAUAUAGUUUUCAUAAGAUAGUUUUAGAUGUUAAUAACCAAGUAGAAAAAAACCACAGGGUUUUAGUGACCUAGUUAACAAUUAUUCAACAACUCAUGUAAGUAUUAACGUAAGCAACCGAAAAGCAGGUUACCAGAGCCAUCUCAGUAGCUAUGACUGAUGUUAGUGAUGGAUUCAGUGAGGUUGAAAAUAUAUUUGCGAUCCCAAGGUGUUCAGUGUCCUUACAAGAGUAAUAAUCUACUAAACUAUCAUGAAAAGUGAAGAACACUAUUUUAUUUAUAUACAUAAGUCGGUCCACCAGGGUGCUGGGAACCUGUGUGGUUGCGCCAAAGGAUUGAGCUAUACUAUUCAGAUUGUAAUGUCAAAGCCUAUAUGGUAAAUGCUCUUUACUCGAACACUAAUAGGCGAGUCAGAGCUUAUGACGAACUGUCAUUUGAUUUCGUAACCUCAGGUGGUGUCCGACAACACUGUCCAUUAUCUCCAUUUCUGUUCAAUUUCAUCAUAGACCCAGUGCUGGAAAUAAGGUUCUCGUCGUCUGAAUUUUCAAGAAUUGAUCUCUUCCCAGGAGGUCACUUAUCGAUUUGGAAUACUCAGAUGAUAUAGUCCUGUUUGGUGAAGACGCUGAUAAAAUGCAGUCUUUUGGUAGCACUGAGCAACAAUGCCAGGAUGUUUGGGAUGCGUUUCUUCCCCUCUAGAUGCAAGUUGUUGCUCCAGGACUGGCCUGCGUCAACACCUAAACUAAGGAAGUCUGAUCAGCCCCAAUGGGUUGGUAUCUGAUGAAAU
This is a messenger RNA of Schistosoma mattheei, 1739 nucleotides long. The record is from the annotation of a GenBank genome assembly. Lineage: Eukaryota; Metazoa; Platyhelminthes; Trematoda; Strigeidida; Schistosomatidae.